This is a messenger RNA of Acytostelium subglobosum LB1, 2952 nucleotides long. RefSeq lists its product as hypothetical. Lineage: Eukaryota; Evosea; Eumycetozoa; Acytosteliales; Acytosteliaceae. The coding region runs from base 1 to 2952 and encodes 983 amino acids. The transcript is spliced from 14 exons. The record is from RefSeq and is a predicted model, not a curated record.
AUGUUAUUAUUGUUGUUAUCAACAUCGACUAUAACACAUGCAGAAUUACCUAUUAACUCUGUUGAAUUGAACUCAUUAAGAUGGGUUGUUCAACAGUAUAGACUACCUUGGAGUAUGCAAGCAACAACUUGUUCAGGUAUAACAUCAUCUAUUGCCGCAUUGAUGUGUGUUAACAAUACAAUGGGCACACAAAGUAUUAUUCAAAUUAGGGCUACUUCAGAGACACUUCCACCACAAGAUAAUGGUAUACCCAAUCCUUCAUUGACCAAGUUGAUAUUCCCAUACUUGAAGGAAUUCCAAAUAUACAUGAAGUCUGAUGUUGUAAAUAAGACCUUUAAUAUCCUUGAUCUGUUGGACAAUGCCAACAAUGUAAACCUUACCAAGACAAACAUUGAUAGUUCUGAAUUCUCAAUUAGCUUUACUCCACUUUGGAUACCUCCUCAAUUCCCCAAGUUCAUACCAUUGAGUGAAUUUUAUUGCAAUAGAGUAUUGAUAACUUCAAUUAUUCCAGCAUCACUAUUUGGACCAACUUUGAGUGUUGUAUACUUUAGUGGUGCAUCAAUCUUUGAUAAUACAACUGUACCAACACCAAAGGUGAUGUUCAACUCUACGCAAUACAAUGGUAAACUUCGUCAACUUAGAUUGAUAUAUCCCAAGAAUCAACCUACGAGCAAGACCUUCUCAAUCGAUGCCGUCACAUUCCCAAAAUUGGAAACAUUAGCAAUUACAUUCAGUGACUCAAUGGAUAUCUAUGUAAACUCACCAACCUUGGAUACAAUUGAUAUAUCAAGUUCUAAGCUUUGCCAUAUUACAAUAAUGAACGCUACAAAUGUAACUAGACUUUUCCUUAACUGGGUACAGCCAACUUCUUUGGACCUUAGCCACAUGGUGAAGUUAUACAAUUUAUUUAUAAUCAAUGCCAACUUAACUACUUUCCCAACAUUCCAAGCCAUCAACCCUCCCAUGACCAGCUUAGUACUGGAUUAUAACCAAAUAACAUCAAUACCCAAUAUCCAAAUGCCCCAACUGAACUACUUUUCGAUUAAGUUCAAUCCAACUUUGAACUCAAUAUCAGAGACAGUAUGUAGGUCGGUGUUAUUCUUCCUAAUUGGAUCCCCCUUGGUCAAUGGUCCCGACUGUCUCUACUGUUACUACAAGGUGAUCAAUGAAAUGGCGUUGCCAACAUCAUUUAUCAAACCACCUGGAUUCAUUUGCGAUAUUCAAAUGGACAAGACAUUCUAUGUACUCACAGAGAAUAUUACUUGGAUUGAGAUCACUGGAAAGAACCUUGGAGGUUACUUCUAUGAUUCUGAUGACCAUGAUUCAAAUUAUAAUGCAAUUGUACCAAACUACAGGAUAAAAUAUGAUCCACCCUUCCCAGAAGGAUCAGCCAACAUAAUGAUAUCAAAGAAUAGUAGUUAUUAUAGGACCAUCUCCUGGGUCACUGAUAAAUCAACAAUUGAUGGUAAUAAUAUUAUUGCAGAGUAUAGUUCAAAUCUACAAAGACUUGAGUUGACUAUUCCAGGUAUAUUCAAUACCACAUAUAACUACACAAUCAAUGUGAGCAACAAUCAGCAAUGCCAGGUCAACUACAUUUCCACCAAUCUGAUCAGAUGCUCGACCACGCCAAUCCAGCUCACACAAGAGUAUCCUGUAUUCGUCAAUAUUUCAAGUCCCUACCUUUCAUUCAAUCAAUCAAUCUACAUCAAUUACUACCCUUUGGUCACUUCCAUCCCACCUAUAUUGGCCAAUCAAACCAAUGUAACGAUAUAUGGCAACUUUGGAUACAAUGUGACUGGAAAUGACACCAAGGUUGUGAUUGAUAAGUUGAAUUGCACAGUGUUGGCAAUCACCAACUCAUCAAUAGUAUGCCACCUCGACUCUACAUUGAAUGCUGGUCCUGCCAACUUGACGAUUAGUGUUAGAGGCAGUAUAUAUACAUCAAGUUCAGAUCUCAUGGUGGUGCCAUUAGUAAUCAAGGAUCAAUGUGGAAACCAAUCCAAGUGUCAUGGCAAUGGAGUGUGUGUAAGAGGGCAGUGCCAGUGCUUUGCCAACUAUGGUGGGCUCACUUGUAAAUCACAGAUCAAUCCAAACACUGUCAUCAGUCUACCCGUGGUCGACACACCUACUACAAUGUUGACAUCCAACGUCUCUCAAUUCAACAUAUCCAUCGUGUCAAUCCAAGAGUUGGACCAACUUGAUCAUGUUGUCAAGGAGGUGCUCACAACGUCAUGGAGUAGGAUGGACUAUACCAAUGGUGCAUUGUCAAUCAAUCAGUACAACUUGAUCAACAAACAAGAUGACUACUUGGAUGUAAUCGUCCGUCUCCAGACAUCGUCAUCACUCACUGUUAUUCAAUUCGCAGGUACCAACACAACACUUGAUGCUCACUCAAUCAAGAUGUCGAUGAAGGUCAAUGGAUGGAGAUAUAGGUCCAACUUGAACACGUUGAGGAUCAUGGUCAAGAUGGACUCGGGAUUCACACAUCAAGACUCUGCCUGCCACCCGUCGUUGAUCAAGGGUGUCAAUCCAGUAGAUGGCAAUCUCCAAUAUGUUAAGAUGAACUACAAUGGAAUGCAAUUCUACGGCAGCUUCCUACCAGUCGGUCUGUCGGACGGCCGUCCAUUCUACUCAUUGAACGAACUGAUCAAUGACACAUACUUUGGCAUCCACCUGCCACAAUGCCAUCUGUGUGACAUUGAUCCAAACUUUGCAAUGCUGGUCGAUCCAGGCAAUGAUGAGGAACAUCCAGUGCUAUGUGGUGUGUCUGUUGUACAACAAGACGACAAGUUCAGCACAUGGAAGAUUGCUACAAUCGCAGUUGUAUGUGGUGUUACUAUCAUAGCCGCAGUAGGUGUAGCCUAUGUAGUCUUUAAAAAGAACAAACAGAUACGACUUGAAGACCGCAGAGUUGAGGCCAAGCUCAAAGAGAUGAGUACUGUCAGCAAAUAA